GGAAUUUUUACGAGAAAUUUUCAUUUAUUCUGCCAAUCAGCUCUGAAUAUACACAUCUUUACCAUCUUUUUAGUGUGGGAGGGUGUUUGCGUAAGUCCAGUAUGUGCAUAAAAAGCAAGACUUCACUAAUAUGAAUUAGUUUAUGGACCAGAAAUGAGUUUGCUCUAUAAAGUUAUUUUAUUUUGAUUUUAGCAAAUAAUUUUUAAGCUUUGUUACCUGGAAAGCGUAUACAAAAACUUUUUGUCUUGAGAAGUACGUCUGGAUAAUUUAGAAUAGCUACAUUAAAAUCUGUGUGUGUGUGUGUGUGUGUGUGUGUGUGUGGAGAGACAGAGACAGAGACAGAGACAGAGACAGAGAUUGAGGGAGUGAGAGAGAUUACGGUUUAAAGAGUACCGCUGGGUUAGCAAAUUGGCUCAGUGCCACUGGGGGAUUUUCAGAUUUACCAAUUCUCUGCCUAUUGUUGCAGCUCUGAUUUAUGGACUUUGGAAUCUCUUGAAAGGCAAAGCGUCUCGAGUUUAGGGUCUUUCCUUGCCAGUCCCUCCAUUUCCCCUAUACUGUUUUUGCCCAUGUUCACCUUGUGGCGACCUUGCAGGACUCAGCGUUUUUACCUGAGCUCAGUAGCUGGGGAGCCCACUAGUGCUGGGGAGAGGGCAGUGGUUUCCAUUCCUGGGUGAUGGAGUCAUGGGAGAAACUGCAGCGAACCAACGGAGAGUAGGACCGGAGCCGGGCUCCAAUGUGCUUUAAGCGGCUCAGGACAGAGCAGCUGUUCUGGUCUCCCAGCCUGCAAGUGCUGCCUGCAUUUGUCACUGACCACUGAAGUGUGUGUUUGUGCAAGGUGAGAGCUGGGUGCUUUCUCAUUAAUUUGGAGACAAAUUGCCAGGAGGCGAUCGAGAUCGGAUGACAGCAAACCAUGAGAGCUACCUCCUUAUGGCGAGCACCCAGAAUGAUAUGGAAGACUGGGUUAAGUCCAUCCGUCGAGUCAUAUGGGGACCUUUUGGUGGAGGCAUUUUUGGACAGAAACUUGAAGACACUGUCCGUUAUGAGAAGAGAUAUGGGAACCGUCUGGCUCCAAUGUUGGUGGAGCAGUGUGUGGACUUUAUCCGACAAAGGGGGCUGAAGGAAGAGGGUCUGUUCCGACUGCCAGGCCAGGCUAACCUUGUUAAGGAGCUCCAGGAUGCCUUUGACUGUGGAGAGAAGCCAUCAUUUGACAGCAACACAGAUGUACACACAGUGGCAUCACUUCUUAAACUGUAUCUCCGAGAACUUCCAGAACCAGUUAUUCCUUAUGCAAAGUAUGAAGAUUUUUUGUCCUGUGCCAAACUGCUCAGUAAGGAAGAGGAAGCUGGCAUUAAGGAAUUAGCAAAGCAGGUGAAGAGUUUGCCUGUGGUCAAUUACAACCUCCUGAAGUAUAUUUGCAGGUUCUUGGAUGAAGUGCAAUCCUAUUCUGGAGUUAACAAAAUGAGUGUGCAGAACUUGGCCACUGUCUUUGGCCCUAAUAUCCUGCGCCCUAAAGUGGAAGAUCCUUUGACCAUCAUGGAGGGCACGGUGGUGGUCCAGCAGUUGAUGUCAAUGAUGAUUAGCAAACAUGAUCGCCUCUUCCCCAAAGAUGCAGAACUGCAAAGCAAACCCCAAGAUGGCACGAGCAAUAACAACAAUGAAAUUCAGAAGAAAGCCACCAUGGGCCAGCUACAGAAUAAGGAGAACAAUAAUACUAAGGACAGUCCUGGCAGGCGGUGCUCUUGGGACAAGUCCGAGUCUCCCCAGAGAAGUGGUGUGGAUAAUGGAUCCCCCACAGCUCUACCAGGUAGUAAAACCAACAGCCCAAGGAACAGCGUUCACAAGCUGGAUGUCUCUAGAAGCCCCCCUCUUAUGGUCAAAAAGAAUCCUGCCUUCAAUAAGGGCAGUGGGAUAGUCACCAAUGGGUCCUUCAGCAGCAGUAAUGCCGAAGGCCUGGAGAAAACCCAAACCACUCCCAAUGGGAGCUUACAGGCCAGAAGGACCUCUUCACUGAAGGGGUCUGGUACCAAAAUGGGCACCCACAGUGUACAGAAUGGAACGGUGAGAAUGGGCAUUUUGAACCCCGACAUGCUUGGGAACCCCGUGAACGGUCGCAGCAUGAGCUGGCUGCCCAAUGGCUACGUGACCCUGAGGGAUAACAAGCAGAAAGAACAAGCAGGGGAGUCAGGCCAGCACAACAGACUCUCCACCUAUGAUAACGUCCAUCAGCAGUUCUCCAUGAUGAACCUUGAUGACAAGCAGAGUGUCGACAGCGCCACCUGGUCCACUUCUUCCUGUGAAAUCUCCCUCCCGGAGAAUUCCAACUCCUGUCGCUCUUCUACCACCACCUGCCCAGAGCAAGACUUUUACGGGAGUAAUUUUGAGGACCCUGUUUUGGAUGGGCCCCCACAGGAUGACCUCUCCCACCCUGGGGACUAUGAAAACAAAAGUGACCGGAGGAGUGUGGGAGGUCGAAGCAGUCGUGCCACCAGCAGCAGCGACAACAGUGAGACGUUUGUGGGCAACAACACCAGCAACCACAGUGCCCUGCACAGUUUAGUGUCCAGCCUGAAACAGGAGAUGACCAAACAGAAGAUAGAGUAUGAGUCCAGGAUAAAGAGCUUAGAACAGCGAAACUUGACUUUGGAAACAGAAAUGAUGAGCCUCCAUGAUGAACUGGAUCAAGAAAGGAAAAAGUUCACAAUGAUAGAAAUCAAAAUGCGAAAUGCAGAGCGAGCAAAAGAAGAUGCAGAGAAAAGAAACGACAUGCUUCAGAAAGAAAUGGAGCAGUUUUUUUCCACUUUUGGGGAGCUGACAGUGGAACCCAGGAGAACCGAGAGAGGAAACACAAUAUGGAUCCAGUGAGCCCACUUUUUCCCGCUGUCUCCAAUGGAUCUGGGAAGGGCUCUGUGGUUCUGGUGGGAACAUUCUACGGGAUCAGGUGGCUGGUUCCUUGCUGUACAGUGCUCUAACUGGUGAAGGAAUAUCAUUUCCAGACAUUACCCAUCCAUAUCUGCAAUGUGUACCAAAGUUCUAUCAUGCCCCAUAAUGCUACUGUCAAGUGUUACAACUGGAUUUGUGUAUAGAGAGUAGUUUUUAAAAAGUAAACUAAAAAUGAGAAGCAUAUCUCAAGAAUUAUUUUAUUGCAAGUCUUGUAUUUAAAAUGUUAAAUCAAUAUGUCGUUGCAAUUUAGCUUGCUUUCAAGCUUCACCCCUUGCACUUAACAUAAGCUAUUUUUGGCAUUGUGUUCUCAUCAGCUUAUUUUAUAGAUCAAUAUUUUUAUUUCCCCUCUUGCUGAGGAAAUGAAGAUGAGCAGAUAUAUAAAUAUAUAUAAAUAUAUAUCAGAUGAGUUAUUAAAAUCAAAAGAAUACUUUGUGGCUGUGCUGUUUGUGCCAAUAGACCUCGCCAUGACCAAAAAGAGAAAUGUAAUGGUUUUAUAAAAUACAAUAGAAUCACCAGAAACCUUUGA
Messenger RNA from Neofelis nebulosa (Clouded leopard), 3466 nucleotides. It is a transcript of the gene ARHGAP24, whose product is annotated as Rho GTPase activating protein 24. Gene Ontology annotation, biological process: negative regulation of ruffle assembly; wound healing, spreading of epidermal cells; activation of GTPase activity. Gene Ontology annotation, cellular component: focal adhesion. The transcript is spliced from 8 exons. Gene Ontology annotation, molecular function: GTPase activator activity. The coding region runs from base 898 to 2862 and encodes 654 amino acids. NCBI's taxonomy places the organism in Eukaryota, Metazoa, Chordata, Mammalia, Carnivora, Felidae. The record is from RefSeq and is a predicted model, not a curated record.